Messenger RNA from Anopheles nili, 890 nucleotides. RefSeq lists its product as uncharacterized. The transcript has 4 exons. Lineage: Eukaryota; Metazoa; Arthropoda; Insecta; Diptera; Culicidae. The coding region runs from base 1 to 828 and encodes 275 amino acids. The record is from RefSeq and is a predicted model, not a curated record.
AUGGUGUCUGCAUUUGAGCGCGUCCGGGCGUCGUUGGUGCCGCUGCUAACGGUGAUCGUUGGUCUUUGGUUAGAAGGCGUCGGUGGAGCUCCAACGCGAAUGGCAGCAUUCGAGGGAGGUGGUGGUGUUGGAAUUGUGGAGCUGUUUCCACCAGCCGGUUGCCACCGAAAUUCUCCACAGCUCCGAGAAUGCGUUGGCUCAGCCGUGCAGCAGUUCGCCAACUUCAUGUCCAGUGGACGCAUCACUCCCGGACACACGAUCACGCCAUUCGAUCCUCUACAUCUGCCUAACAUGACCAUUCUUCAGGAUCGGCGUGUGAAGGCCGUACUCGUGAAUCGAUACCUUGUGGGGCUCAAAAAAUCGUUCAUCCAGGACGUGAGGAUGAACCUAGACCGGCUGGAGUUCAACGUAACCGUAUUACUGCCAGCACUUGAAAUGUUAGGCCUCUUCUCCUCGGCUCGGCCACACAUUUCCCACGCGACCGAUCACUCGAUUCUCACAUUUUCCCUCCGCAACACCGUGGUGCAGUUUGCGGCCAAAGGGAGCCUGUACAGCGGACGAGUGGAUCCUUCAGGACCACCAGCCAAACACCUGCGGUUGCGACUCGGCGUUGAAUCCAUGUCGAUCGGAAGCUGCAUCCUCGACGAGAGCCUGGACCUUGACCAGCGGUUGGCAGGAGCGAGAACCAGCUGGAACCAACCCGUGGCGCCCACUAAGUUCACAAAGCUCAUCCGGAAGGACCUGCGAGUGCAGCUGGCAAAACGGAUGCAGCACGUUGCCAACGAGGCGUUGGCACUGACACCAUUCGUUCGGCUAUUCCCAGUUUGACCCGGGGCCGGAAAAUGCCUCCGAGAUCUGCCUUGUUUGCUGUUUUAGCUGUUAGUGGUGUG